This is a messenger RNA of Callorhinus ursinus (northern fur seal), 1591 nucleotides long. RefSeq names its product kinesin-like protein KIF6. Lineage: Eukaryota; Metazoa; Chordata; Mammalia; Carnivora; Otariidae. Gene Ontology annotation, biological process: microtubule-based movement. The record is from RefSeq and is a predicted model, not a curated record. Gene Ontology annotation, molecular function: ATP binding; microtubule binding; microtubule motor activity.
GACAGGUCAAGGGUCAGUGCAGAGCCGGUAGGAGAUGGUGAAGCAGACCAUACAGAUUUUCGCGAGGGUGAAGCCCACUGUCCGGAAGCAGCAGCAAGGGAUUUAUUCCAUAGAUGAAGAUGAAAAAUUAACCCCUAGCCUGGAAAUUAUCUUACCACGGGAUUUGGCAGAUGGAUUUGUGAAUAAUAAGCGAGAAAGCUACAAAUUUAAAUUUCAAAAGAUUUUUGAUCAGGGUGCAAACCAAGAGACGAUUUUUGAAAACAUUGCCAAACCAGUUGCUGAGAGUGUCUUGGCAGGUUACAAUGGUACCAUCCUUGCUUAUGGGCAAACAGGCAGUGGGAAGACAUUCACCAUCACUGGUGGGGCAGAACGCUACAGUGACCGAGGCAUUAUCCCAAGGACACUAUCGUACAUUUUUGAACAAUUACAAAAGGACAGCAGCACAAUACAUACAACGCACAUUUCCUAUUUGGAAAUCUACAAUGAAUGUGGUUAUGAUCUAUUGGAUCCAAGACAUGAAGCCUCCAGUUUGGAAGAUUUGCCGAAAGUGACAAUAUUGGAGGACCCUGAUCAGAACAUUCACCUGAAAAACCUGUCUCUCCAUCAGGCAGCCACAGAGGAAGAAGCUCUAAAUCUGCUCUUCUUAGGAGACACCAACAGAAUGAUUGCUGAGACUCCAAUGAACCAGGCUUCAACUCGUUCCCACUGCAUUUUCACUAUUCACUUAUCAAGCAAGGAACCAGGAUCUGUGACUGUCCGGCAUGCUAAACUUCAUUUGGUUGAUCUGGCUGGUUCAGAGCGAGUUGCAAAGACUGGAGCAGGGGGUCAACUUCUAACAGAGGCCAAGUAUAUCAACUUGUCCCUACAUUACUUGGAACAGGUGAUCAUUGCUCUUUCCGAAAAACACCGUGCACACAUUCCCUACAGGAACUCCAUGAUGACCAGUGUCCUAAGAGACAGUUUGGGAGGGAACUGCAUGACGACCAUGAUCGCAACACUCUCUUUAGAGAAAAGGAAUAUCGACGAGUCGAUAUCUACCUGUAGAUUUGCACAACGAGUGGCGCUCAUAAAGAAUGAAGCUGUUCUUAAUGAAGAAAUCGAUCCUAAAUUGAUGAUUAUACGCCUACAAAAAGAAAUCCAGGAACUGAAGGAUGAACUGGCCCUUGUCACUGGGGAGCAGAGGACAGAGGUGCUCACAGACGCAGAGCUGCUUCAAUGGCCCAUAUAUUAUUGUUCAAACACUGGAAAUGGGAAUGAAAGCAGGGAUUCAGGGCUUUUCUACCAGCAGCGGCAUCUUUCAGGGCCUUCUAUUUCUGCAGCCAUGUGGCAUAUCGGGGGCAUGCGUUCACGUCAGAGUUUAGGAUGGAGAAGUAGGGAAGGGCCCCAGGUAGCUGAUGACAUCCAGGAUAAAUUAGGGACCAGACAAGCUCUGAAGCCAGCAGCUGUCCUCAGCUCUGCCUGUCCCGUUCCCACUGAAAACAGCAAGGAGCACAAGCACCCACCGCUGCUCAGCCCCUCCUCCAGGACUGGCUGCCCAAGCCGAGCUCACGGAGAGUCUAGAAAAGAUGAGCUCACAGUCGGGAACAACUAG